Megalopta genalis is the source of this 6606-nucleotide messenger RNA. It is a transcript of the gene Upf1, whose product is annotated as Upf1 RNA helicase. The record is from RefSeq and is a predicted model, not a curated record. Gene Ontology annotation, cellular component: cytoplasm. Gene Ontology annotation, molecular function: ATP binding; RNA helicase activity; DNA binding. Gene Ontology annotation, biological process: nuclear-transcribed mRNA catabolic process, nonsense-mediated decay. Lineage: Eukaryota; Metazoa; Arthropoda; Insecta; Hymenoptera; Halictidae.
CGCAAUCUGCAUCUUAUCGAAGAAGUCUGACCGAUCAAGAUUUCAAGGAAAAUCGACGGGAACGAUCGAUUCGCGAGAAAAUUAGGGGUCUGCAAGUCUUCGAAGCAACGCAAUCUUCAAAUUUCCGUACGUCUUCUCUCCGAGUCCUCGAAAAACUCUUGUUCAAGAUCAGCUGAUGACGUAACACGCGACGAGCGAAGCGCAAAGGAGAAAAGUUAGUGUGCGUGCGAUCCGUUUCGGUGUGGUGCGCGCGAGUCGUGUCGGUGAGAGGUGCGCGCGACUGGUGCGCACGAGACGUGCGCGAGACGAAGUAUGGCGUAGGAUAUUCUCUGGGCCAGUUUAGUCGAAAGUGUUCAGUCGUUGAGUCGAGUUGGAACCUAACCACGGUUGUGUCCCGAUUGUAUUCGCGAGUCAUUUCUGAGAGUGUUCCUCAGCAGCGCAGCGUUGUCGCGCGCGAGACAGUGUUCUUUGGUGUUCGCCAACCGUGCGAGAGACAGUCCAUUUAUCGCAGGGACACGGAAAGGACGUCGAGUAUCGGAGCAGCAUGAGCGUCGACGCGUACGGACCAAGCAGUCAAACCCUCACGUUCCUCGAUCCGGAGGAAGCGGAUCUAAUCGGAGCGGACACGCAGGGCAGCGAAUUUGAUUUCACCGAUUUUACCCUACCAUCGCCGAGUCAGACGCAAGCUUCACAGCACGAUGUUGUUCAAAGUCAAUCCAGCCAGCCUGUACAGGUUGGUUUUCUGGUUAAUGGAACGAGCGGCGGAUCUUCCUUGGACUUGAAGAUUUCUGGAGCUGCGCAAAGCCUUGCUGAAUUACAGUUCGAAGAGGAGGAGGAGGAAGCAUAUUAUAAUCGUGAUUUACCAGACCAUGCUUGUAAAUACUGUGGAAUUCAUGAAGCAUCUUGCGUUGUUAUGUGCAAUGUCUGCCGCAAAUGGUUUUGUAAUGGACGUGGUAAUACAUCCGGAUCUCAUAUCAUCAAUCAUCUUGUCAGAGCAAAGCAUAAGGAAGUUACUCUGCACAGGGAUGGCCCCCUGGGAGAAACAGUUCUGGAAUGCUACUCUUGCGCUGUUAGAAAUGUUUUUGUUCUUGGGUUUAUCCCGGCAAAGGCAGACUCUGUUGUCGUCCUUCUGUGUAGGCAACCAUGUGCGGCUCAAAGUUCCUUGAAAGAUAUGAAUUGGGAUCAGGAACAGUGGAAGCCUUUGAUCGAAGAUCGUAGUUUUUUGGCAUGGCUGGUUAAGAUUCCAUCCGAACAAGAACAACUUCGUGCCCGACAAAUUUCUGCACAGCAGAUCAACAAAUUGGAAGAAUUAUGGCGCGAUAACGUAGACGCGACUUUCCAAGAUCUAGAGAAACCCGGUGUGGAUGAGGAACCGCAACAAGUGCUCCUACGUUACGAGGAUGGUUACCAAUAUCAAAAUAUAUUCGGUCCCCUGGUGAAGCUAGAAGCAGAUUAUGAUAAACGCUUGAAGGAAUCUCAAACGCAGGAGAACAUCGAAGUUCGAUGGGAUGUUGGUUUGAACAAAAAGACCAUAGCAUACUUCAUGCUUGCCAAAACUGACGGUGACAUGAAAUUGAUGCAUGGAGAUGAAUUAAGACUUCGCUACUUGGGCGAACUGCACAAGCCAUGGUCAGGUAUUGGACAUGUGAUAAAAAUUCCUGACAAUUACGGUGAGGAAGUUGGUAUAGAAUUGAAAAAUAAUUCUGGAGCACCAACGGAAUGCAUCAGUAAUUUUGUUGUCGACUUCAUUUGGAAGAGUACCAGCUUCGACCGAAUGCAAUUAGCGUUACGGAAAUUUGCCGUGGAUGAUACUUCCGUAUCCGCUUACAUCUAUCACAGAUUAUUGGGACACGAGGUGGAGGAGGUUCUGUUUCGUUGUCAUUUGCCUAAGCACUUCAGCGCCCCUAAUUUACCUGACUUGAAUCGGUCUCAGGUAUAUGCCGUAAAGCAUGCAGUCCAGAGACCAUUGUCUUUAAUUCAAGGACCACCUGGCACUGGCAAAACUGUGACUAGCGCAACGAUAGUUUACCAAUUGGUGAAGCAGAAUGGUGGACCUGUCUUAGUGUGUGCUCCUUCCAACACAGCCGUAGACCAACUGACAGAGAAAAUACAUAAGUCGAACUUAAAAGUAGUGCGACUUUGCGCGAAAUCGAGAGAAGCAAUCGAUUCGCCCGUAAGCUUUCUUGCUUUGCACAAUCAGAUAAAGAACAUGGAGACGAACACCGAAUUGCAGAAGUUACAACAAUUGAAGGACGAAACAGGAGAGCUAUCCAGUGUCGAUGAGAAACGUUACAGGCUGCUGAAGAAAGCAGCUGAGAAAGAAUUGUUGGAAGCAGCCGAUGUAAUUUGUUGUACUUGUGUGGGAGCAGGUGAUCCAAGGCUGCAUAGAUUGAAAUUCCAUUCGAUCCUAAUUGACGAGAGUAUGCAGGCAACGGAGCCUGAGUGCAUGGUGCCAGUCGUGCUCGGAGCUAAGCAAUUGAUCCUUGUUGGUGACCAUUGCCAAUUAGGACCAGUAGUAAUGUGCAAAAAGGCCGCCAGAGCGGGCCUGUCGCAAUCCCUGUUCGAGAGACUGGUCGUUCUUGGAAUUAGACCUUUCCGUUUGGAGGUGCAGUACCGUAUGCACCCAGAUCUGUCGCGUUUCCCAUCGAACUUCUUCUAUGAGGGUUCUCUACAGAACGGUGUAUGCGCCGAUGAAAGAAAGUUGCUGAAGAUCGACUUUCCCUGGCCUGCGCCAGACAAACCUAUGUUCUUCUAUGUCACCCAGGGACAAGAAGAGAUCGCUGGUAGUGGCACUUCCUACUUGAAUCGAACCGAAGCGUCAAACGUUGAAAAAAUAGCAACGCGUUUCCUGCGUUGCGGCGUGAAACCCGAGCAGAUCGGUGUUAUAACUCCUUACGAGGGGCAGAGAGCUUAUUUGGUACAAUACAUGCAAUAUCAGGGAUCGUUGCACUCAAAGCUCUACCAAGAGAUCGAGGUUGCCAGCGUGGAUGCGUUCCAAGGUCGAGAAAAGGACAUAAUAAUCAUGUCUUGCGUCAGAUCGAACGAACACCAAGGCAUUGGGUUCUUGAACGAUCCAAGACGUUUGAACGUUGCCUUGACACGGGCCAAGUAUGGAAUAAUAAUCGUAGGAAACCCGAAAGUGUUAUCCAAGCAACCGCUCUGGAAUCAUCUAUUGAGUUUCUACAAGGAACAGAAGGUUCUCGUGGAGGGACCAUUGAACAAUCUGAAGGAGUCCAUGAUCCAGUUCGCCAAGCCAAAGAAACUAGUUAACGCUGCCAAUCCGGGCUCACAUUUCAUGUCCACGUCCAUGUACGACGCCAGAGAAGCUCUGAUCCCAGGAUCGGUGUACGACAGGUCAGGCACGCAGGUGAACGGAACGCAGAAUCACAAUCCGUACUAUCAGAGGAACGUACCGCUUGACAUAUUCAGUAGGACUCACGAUACCAUCAGUUACAUCAGCCCAGAGAGGGCACAAGCUGCUAUGAACAACGUGCCGGUUCCGGUAGGCAUGUUUAUGAACAUGGCACACGUGCCACCACGCUUCUACAAUCAACACCAGCAAGCACUACAAGCCAGACAGAAUCAACGGAACCGUCGAGGAACCACGUUGUCCAAGAAUAAGCAGGGACCGCGCAUGGGUAAACUGAGUCAGACGGAGCAGAAUACCCAACCUUAUAGUCAGCCUGGUUUGCCGUUAACCCAGGGUACGACUCAAGGCAUGUCUCAACCGGGCUUCAGCCUUUCUCAACCUGGAUUGAGCCAGGCAGAACUUUCACAGGACUCGUUCGCGGUUGGAGAAUUUCAGUCACAGAUGGAUGGCUUGCUAUCGCAGGACUCGACUUACCAAGGUGACCGAAGUGGUUUUUAUCAGUCCGGGCACUCGCAAGCCGGGGGACAGUUCUCCCAGCCAUACUGAGCCGAGACUGUACGGCUGAGCAACGCAAUUGCUAUGCAGCGUCGCGGGAGCGACUGAAGGCUCGUUCGACAAAUUCUUCUUCGACCAACCAACCACAAAUCACUAACUGCGCAAAACGGUAAAACGGCUCGAGGCGAUCGAGUACGAUUAUUAUGCACGCAGUCGUCGGCGUUAAAGAGUAAAGAGGGUUUUAAAAUCAACAACAAACAAAAAAAGCAACAGCAGCAGCAACAACAACAACAGAGAGGAGUUCGUCGCAAAAAGAAAAAGAAAAAAAAGGAAAUGAAAUGAAACAAACGAAAAAUGGGAAAAGAGAACCAAAAAAGCGAACCGUCGAUGUGAACAAAAGAAAACAUUGAAGACCAGGGGAAAAAAUGAAUGGUAAAACAUCGUCGGAUGGAACAUGGCACAGUGUGCGGCGACACGCCAACGGUAACAAAAUAAAAGGGGGUUAAGACUGGGAGACGACACACAAUUCACCACAAAAAAAACCACCAACUCACCGUGACACGCGCUUAUCGUGAACGGACCGUUUUAUCGCGGGGAUCGAGUGACGCUAGAAUUACAACAGGAACAACAACUACAACAACAACAACCAAACCAAGAAAGAAACGAAGACAAAAAAAAGUCAAAAUAUGAAAAAUAAAAAAAAAGCAGCAGCAAUAAUAAUAAUAAUAAUGAUGAUAAAUAAAUAAUAAAGAGGAUAUGAUGGGACGUGUGACGCUUCGUGACUCGACCAGAUUACGACAAAGUGUGCCAAUAUAGUAAGUUCAACGUACGACCGCACCGAAUCUCUCUGCACGAUGAAAAGGAAAGACAAGACGUAUAUAACGUUACGAAUAUUAAUAGUUCACGAAACCGCAUGGGGAAGAGAUAUCGGAGAUAAAAUAAUAUAUCAGCAUAUCGAUGCGCGCGUUACGUGUCUUACCGAUCUCCCUUGGGGCUACACGAAAAAAACGGGUCACGACAGUGUUCGAACACUUCCGGUUAAGAAAUCGCGAACGACGACGCACAAAAACGUCAUAUUGGGAUUAUAUUUUCCCAGGUACAGCCGAGUCAUCGAGAAGCGGAGUUUGAAACGAAACGCUUGGGGAGACCGUUAAGAAACAUAUAUUAUAAGCGUCGGUUUUAUGAAGACUCGAGGCGGUGACGUAAAAGGUAAAUUUCUCGUUUCGCACCGCCCUCGCGGACCCAUAUGUACGCGCGUAUAUUUUCUUCCGUGACCUUUGGACUACAUCUGUUUAUAGUAAAUGUUUCGUAACCGUUUGUGGACUCGAUCGGUUGGCCUUUAAACCUCGACAAUGCAAUUCCGCUGAUUCGAAUUGUAUCUCGAUUAAAAACGAAACGUGUUUUUAGAAGCUUGUUAAUAGCGUUCGACGUGUUACGAUUCGUGAUUGCUGCUGCAAGUGUUCGAAUAUCUUCGUGACCUAGUGUUCACGGAACUACUGCUCGAGUCGAGAGAAACAGAGUUGGGAACGAAAAAGAGACGAAAGGAAAUGCCUCGUGAAAGAGAUAUUGUGAAAACAGGGGAGACCUUGGAGUAGUUCUUGAUGGCUCGUACCAUCUGUUUUCCACCCUUACCUAGAUCGUAAAUCGUGAUGGGAGUGACAAUAACGCGUGGACACGCCGGCAACUCGGACAGGGGAACGAACACCACGAGACAGGAAACAUAUUUUUACCGACGGAGAACAUCGGUCGAUCGAAAGUCGCCAAACUUUUGAAUUGGUCGUCGAACAGUACGAGGCCGACACCCAAAAAUAUAUCAUCAUCACGAAGAUCGGAGUCCUUCUCGCAGGCUUGGGGCGUAAUGUUGAUGAUUAUGCUGACCAAACAAGGAAAUCCUAUAACUGACCUAAUUCUGAUCAUGUUUAUUAGUUUCUAUUUGUCUGGUUAGACCGCGUACGUACAUAUACGUGUAUAUAUUUUAUUUACGGCAGGGGUCGACAGAGCGCAAUAAUGGAGAAACGAGUAUAUCUCAUUUGGUAUAUAUUUUGUUUCAUUUUUGGUAGGAGUACGACCGUCGAACAUUGUAAAAGAAAAGAAUAUCGCAAUAACGCACGUAUUUAAAAUGCGGAGGGAAAUUAUGGUCGCUUGUUCACCGAAUAACGGGCGAAGAUCGGUUCCCGUAUAGCUACCAAUGAUGGUACAUAAUAACCCACACACGAAUACACAGAACAAAGAGUCGUACAAACAUCCGACAAAUGCGGUGGACGCAGUUCUGAAAUUUUUACAGAGAUAUAUCAUAUCUGACAUCGGAGGAACGUUUAUUCAUUGUCCAUGAACGGUGUGAAUUAGUCCAUUUAGCGUUCAAGGUAUUUUACUCGUUCUAAUGUACUGACCAAAAUAUUGUUUUAUCUACUAAUUUGUAAUUCAGAUGCGCUUUCUUUUUGUUUCGUUCAUUUUUACCCUCUUACAGUACGUUCACACACGCACGAAAUACCCCUGCUACUUUAUUUUCUACUUUCUGUCUGUGUUGGCUUCUCGCGGUAUUUGAAUUGAUCACAAAUACGAAUAAAUUUGAGAUGAUUAUACAGAAAAAGAAAAAAAAAAGCAAAUUGAAAGAACAGCAUUAUGCAAAUCCAAAGUUGUUUUCUUUUUUCCUUUCCGACCAACAGCGCACCGCUAACUGCAGAAUAUAUGGAAAUUCAUUGUGAAAACCUUAAGGAACGAAUAAAUUUAAUUCGAAGGAA